AUGGGUUCGGCUGUGACUACAGAGCCGACCGAGUCGGCCAUGAAAGAAUACCUUCACUCGCUGCCAGAGAUGCACCUGGAGCCGCUAUGGAUGCGGAUGAGUGCCAUGGUCCCUCCGUCGCCCAAUCCUGCCUGUCAGCCGCACCUGUGGUCCUACGGCGACUGCCUGCCCUUCCUCUCCACGGCGGGCGAGCUCGUUACCGAGCAGAUGGCAGAGAGGAGAGUCCUGAUGCUGGUCAAUCCCUCUAUGAAGGCCCCCCACACCACGGACACCCUCUAUGGUGGUCUGCAGUGGGUAAAUCCGGGGGAGGUUGCGCCCGCCCAUCGCCACAUUGCCUACGCCGCCCGGUUCAUCAUCGAGGGCAGCGGCUUCACCGCCGUGGAGGGCAAGAAGAUGCCCCUGGAGCGCGGCGACGUGGUGGUCACGCCAACCUGGCACUGGCACGACCACGGCAACGAGAGCGACAAGCCGGUCAUCUGGCUCGACGUCCUGAACCUGCCCCUCUUCACCUACCUCCCCGUCAACUUUGCGGAAGGCUACGAGCAAGAUAGGUACCCUAGCGUCGAGGAUGCCGGCGCGGACUGGCGCCACCCCUGGCACAAGACGCAGGCGGCCCUGGACGGCACGAAGGAGCCGCACGCCGUCUUUCACUACCAGGACGCUCGCGGCGGUCCCCUGUCCACCACCGUCGGCGUGCAGGCGGAGCGCCUGGCGCCAUCGUCGAGCUCGGCGCCCUCGCGCGAGGUCAGCUCGUUCCUGUACCACUGCUACGGCGGGCAGGGCCACACGAUUGUGACCCCGCCGCAUGGUGAGAAGCUGGUUCUGCACUGGCGGGGACGAGAUACUUUUGCGGUGCCGGCGUGGUCCGGCAUGCAGCAUUUUAACGAGUCGAGCACGGAGCCGGCGUACUUGGUCGGCUUCCAUGACGGGCCGUUCAUUGAUAAUUUGGGACUCCGAGCUAGUGCACCUGCGCUUAAGUAG
Cordyceps fumosorosea ARSEF 2679 is the source of this 981-nucleotide messenger RNA. RefSeq names its product RmlC-like jelly roll fold protein. Bases 1 to 981 code for a protein of 326 amino acids. NCBI's taxonomy places the organism in Eukaryota, Fungi, Ascomycota, Sordariomycetes, Hypocreales, Cordycipitaceae. Gene Ontology annotation, molecular function: dioxygenase activity. The record is from RefSeq and is a predicted model, not a curated record. The transcript has 3 exons.